AUGAAGCUAGCCAGCCGAGACGCAGCAGCCAAAGGAGUCCACCCAAUUCAAAAGCUUCGCUUCCGAUGCUUAGCUGACGAUGCGACAACGCGAAGCCGCAGUCGUAACAUCCUUCGACAGCAUCGGUCGUCGGCUCCACGGCUAAGGCUUACCAGAAAGCAGUGCAACCGACGAGCGUGCAGGCGUUCUCGACAUCGGAUAGUUCGUGUUGUGUCGGAAUCUGUGGCAUGGGAAGUACACCAGCAUUGA
Molecule: messenger RNA, 249 nt
Organism: Pseudozyma hubeiensis SY62
Lineage: Eukaryota; Fungi; Basidiomycota; Ustilaginomycetes; Ustilaginales; Ustilaginaceae
Exons: 1
Coding region: 1-249 (82 amino acids)
Source: RefSeq, a predicted model, not a curated record